AUGCGCUCAUCAACAUAUAGAGUGCUGGUGCUACUCGCGGUCGGUGCGUGUGCGAGCGUUAGUCAGACGGUGCUCUUCGCUAGCUCGGGAGACUGGACGACGCGCGCUUCUGCGCCCUCCGCAAUCCUGCUUUUGUCGUUGCCGGUUCAUACGUCACCAGACUCUGCGUGUGCAGCACUGAACGAGACGCUUCUUGCCUGCGACACUGUGCCCGCGUUCGAGCAUAAACUGGCCUACCAGGCUUCGCUCGGUGCAAUCGCCUCAGCCGAAGUCGUUCACUCCGCAUGCUCCUCGCGCAAAAGCAAAGGGGCAACCAAUAUCCUCUGCACGAACACCCCGCCGUACACAACGACCAUAUUUACGGACUUCACGCACUAUCCCCGCACGACGGUAUCCUCGGUCAACCAUACGUCAUUCGUUGGCCUACGCGAUCACCUCGGGUUCAGGUUCAUGGGUAUUCCAUAUGCGAUGCCGCCCGUUAUCAGACAGGCGUGUUUGCAGUUCGGCUCGUUCGCGGGGAACGCGAGCGGGUUGAAUCUGUGGGGGAACGAUGAAGACUACUUGCACUUGAACGUGUUCACGCCGCAUGUGCCCGAUGAAAGCACCUCGGGAAAGAAAGGGCUCAAGCCGGUCAUGCUCUGGAUACACGGAGGCGACAAUAUCAACGGCGCCGGCAGCGACAGCACCUUUGACGGCGGAGCGUUGUCCCAGCGCGCGGACGCAGUUAUCGUGUCCAUCAACUACUGCUUGAACAUCUUCGGAUAUCUUGCUCUACCGAACGCGACGAAUAACCUCGUGCACGGGAACUUCGCAUUGAGCGACAAGAUCGCGGCGUUGGAGUGGGUGCAGAGGCAUAUUGAAGCGUUUGCAGGGGAUAAGGGUAGGGUUACGGUUUUCGGACAGAGCGCCGGUGGAUGGAGCACAAUCGAUCUCAUCAAGUCUCCCCGCGCCCGAGGACUCUUCGCGCGCGCCAUCGUGCACUCAGGCAGCGCCGGUAACGUUGCUGCGCAGAGCGUCGUAGAGGCCGAGGCUUGUGUGUGUUCCCACCAUCUCAACAUCCGGCUAUCCAUCAAAAGCUGA
Peniophora sp. CBMAI 1063 is the source of this 1080-nucleotide messenger RNA. The record is from the annotation of a GenBank genome assembly. Lineage: Eukaryota; Fungi; Basidiomycota; Agaricomycetes; Russulales; Peniophoraceae.